This is a messenger RNA of Aphidius gifuensis, 1594 nucleotides long. It is a transcript of the gene Dpm1, whose product is annotated as dolichol-phosphate mannosyltransferase subunit 1. The coding region runs from base 117 to 854 and encodes 245 amino acids. Gene Ontology annotation, molecular function: dolichyl-phosphate beta-D-mannosyltransferase activity. Lineage: Eukaryota; Metazoa; Arthropoda; Insecta; Hymenoptera; Braconidae. Gene Ontology annotation, biological process: protein O-linked glycosylation via mannose; GPI anchor biosynthetic process. Gene Ontology annotation, cellular component: endoplasmic reticulum membrane. The record is from RefSeq and is a predicted model, not a curated record. The transcript is spliced from 4 exons.
AUACACACACGCACACGCCAACUAUUCUUGGUGCCACGACGAAAACAACGAGAUAAAUGUCAAAAAAAAAAACACUAAAACAUCUCUAAAAAAUAAAAGUUGUAACAAGUUGUAAAAUGGUUGAAAAAAGUAAAACAAUUGACGAUAAAUAUUCAAUACUUUUGCCAACUUAUAAUGAGGUAGAAAAUUUACCAAUAAUUGUUUGGCUUAUUGUUAAAUAUCUCGAAGAAUCUGAUGUACCAUUUGAAAUAAUAAUAAUUGAUGAUGGUUCACCAGAUGGAACCCAAGAUAUUGCCAAAAAACUCCAAAAACUUUAUGGAGAUGACAAAAUAUUAUUAAAACCCAGAGAAAAAAAACUUGGUCUUGGUACAGCAUACAUUCAUGGAAUAAAACAUGCAACUGGAAAUUUUAUUAUUAUUAUGGAUGCUGAUUUAUCACAUCAUCCUCAAGCAAUUCCAGAGAUGAUAAAGGAACAAAAAAAAUGUGAUUUUGAUAUUGUAUCAGGAACAAGAUACAGUGGUGGAGGUGGUGUUUAUGGCUGGGAUUUUAAAAGGAAGCUUAUCAGUCGUGGUGCUAAUUUUUUAACUCAAAUAUUACUUAGACCAGGUGUCAGUGAUCUCACUGGAAGUUUUAGGCUCUACAAAAAAGAUGUUUUACAAAAGUUAAUUGAUGCUUGUGUAUCAAAAGGCUAUGUAUUUCAAAUGGAAAUGAUUGUACGAGCUAGACAGUUCAAUUAUACAAUUGGCGAAGUACCAAUAUCAUUUGUCGAUCGUGUUUAUGGUGAAUCAAAACUAGGUGGCUCAGAAAUAAUACAAUUUGCAAAAGGCCUAUUAUAUUUAUUUGCAACAGCCUAAGAAAACAUUAUUUUUUUUCAAUCAAUAAUAGCUUAUAAAUCAAUACUUCAAGGUUUAUUCAAACGACAAAAUAUCGAGUCAAACAUUCCACCAAUUGUAUAUACUAUCAAGUAUUUGUAAAAAAAAAAUUUAUAUUAAAAAAUCAAAAUUACUUAUAAAAAGUUUAUAAAACUAAAAAAUACUUGAAAGAAAUGUUAAUUUUUAUAAGUUUAAUUUACUUAAAUUAAAUAUUUAAAAUACUUGAAAUAUUCCACGUGUUUAACCACGUGUUUUUUUUUAGAAAAAGUCCAAUAAUUACUCUACAAGCUAAUAUUAACUUGCAACCCUCCCAACAAUAUACCGCACCCUUUUGACGUACUCCCCUACACAGCUUCCACAUUCUAUAUUGAUCCAAAAACAUGCAGUUUAUAUUUUGACACAGAUUCAAAGAAAAUUGCCUCACCCAUUUCAGGACAAUUCCACUCCUAGUCUUUGCCAUCAUGACGAUCCCUAAAAAAUGAAAGAAAAAAAAAAAACAAAAGCAUUAAAAGCUAUUUGUUAUUCACCCCAAUUAGCUCAACAUGUUUAUGGAAAAAAAAAUAGACCAAAUAAUAUUUUAUAUCAUCAUAAAAUAGGGUGAAUUGAUGGAAAAAAAAAUCAAUUAAAAAAGAAUAGUCUGAUAUAAAAAAAGAAAUUAUCACAGGGGAAUAUGAGAGAGUAGAGCUGAGUCUAUCGAGUGAUGUGCGAUUGGAUGAUAUAAA